Messenger RNA from Bacillus rossius redtenbacheri, 3363 nucleotides. RefSeq names its product mucolipin-3-like. The record is from RefSeq and is a predicted model, not a curated record. The transcript is spliced from 13 exons. Lineage: Eukaryota; Metazoa; Arthropoda; Insecta; Phasmatodea; Bacillidae. Gene Ontology annotation, cellular component: lysosomal membrane; plasma membrane. The coding region runs from base 437 to 2371 and encodes 644 amino acids. Gene Ontology annotation, molecular function: NAADP-sensitive calcium-release channel activity.
UCCAUACAUUCCCUUUCCUAUGGUUGGGGGCGUAACGACUGAAAUAGAGGGUUGUUUUGUUUAAUAUAUAGAUUUUAAGUAAGUGAAAUUUGUUACAUUGGAAAUUUAAACAUCUCUAAAAAUUCCUUAUUAUUGAUUGUAUUAUAGUACCUAAACAAUUUAUGGGCAAUGAUAUUGUUGCAAAUGAGAAAUGGAAUCAGCUGAUGUUGACAGAAUGCCGUGAAGGUGCCUAUCCUUUUGUAGUAUUGACAUGUAAUGUUUCGAAAAUCCAAUGAUAUACCAGUGACGUUUGUGAUUAAAAUUUAAUGUGAUGUUUCUUGCUUACUAAUGCGAAAUAUUGUCAAUACUGUAUUGUCAAACACGUGCGUUGGCAAUGUAGACCCCAAAGAGGUGUGAAUUACUGAUUUUGAAAUCUGUACACAAAACCAAAACACUAAUGUCUGCAUCCAAAACUAAAAUAAUGACAUCAAGUGACAAUUUUUAUGCUACCGACCAUGAAACUAGAAGUAACCAUUCGUUAAAAGAAAGGUGUGAAAAUUGUCGGGACGAAGAAAACGAUUGGUCUACGAAUACAAGAAACGAUGAAUUCCAGCCACUUGUCAUUGAUAGUGGCUGCAACAGUUCUUCUCAAUAUCCCUCUGGUCUUGAUCAGUCUGAAGAAAGAAUGAGAAGAAAGCUGCGUUUCUUUUUCAUGAAUCCUAUAGAAAAAUGGCAGACAAAACGUCGUUUUCCAUACAAAUUUGUGGUUCAAGUCAUCAAGAUCCUUUUGGUUACUGUUCAGUUAUGUUUGUUUGCACACAGCAGAUAUAAUCAUGUAAAUUACACGUGGGACAAUAGGAUUGCAUUUUCUCACUUGUUUUUAAAAGGCUGGGAUGCGACAAGAGAAGUGAAUGCUUAUCCACCGGCUGUUGGAGCAUUGGCUUUGUACAAACAGGAUGAAUUUUUUGCUACAAUAGAUUAUGCAGUUGCUGGGUACUCAAAUCUUGAUAAUGCAGUGGGUCCAUAUUCAUAUACUGAAGAUGAUAAUUCUAUGGCUGCACCUGUACUAUGUCUCCGUCAUUAUAAAGAAGGCAUAAUAUAUGGAUUUAAUGAAAGUUACAUUUUUAAUAGUAAAAUAGUUGAAGAUUGCAUAAAUAUUACUAUAAGCAAAACCAGAAUUGAAAAGUUUUCAAGCAAAAGAUUUUUGCGCGCACAUGGAAUUACCAUAAAUUUCUCAGCAUUGGUGUUUGCAACACUGUUGUUUUCUGUGAAAACUGUCAGCUUUAAAGCUGCUGGUCCAAUAACACCACCAGAUUGCUACAAAUUUGAUAUAGAGAUAUUAUUUAAUAAUCAGGAUCAGGAUGGACAAAUGAUAUUAUCACUUGAUGCUCAAGCAGUUCGUUUGGAUUGCCAGGGAAAUAUUGAAUAUUUAGUGGACAAUCGGCUGGACUACAUUCUUCGAAGCAUUCUAAACUCCCUGGUGAUUCUCAUUUGCAGCAUAUCAAUGAUUCUUUGUGGACGAGCUAUCUUCAGAGCUCAGCAACUAAAACGGGAAACUGUACUUUUUUUUAAAACUACUUAUGGCAAGGAUUUAAGUAUGCAAGGCCGUCUUGAGUUUCUAAACCUAUGGUAUGUUAUGAUAAUUGCAAAUGACAUUCUUAUUACGAUGGGUUCAGCAAUAAAAGAACAAAUUGAGAAAAAGCAAUUUGCAGGUGACCAGUGGAAUAUUUGCAGUGUCUUCUUGGGCACUGGAAAUCUGUUGGUUUGGUUUGGAGUUCUGCGAUACCUUGGGUUCUUCAAAACUUAUAACGUUGUCAUUCUCACUUUGAAGAAAGCAGCACCUAAGGUUGCAAGGUUCUUGCUAUGUGCUUUGCUCAUAUAUGCGGGAUUUACAUUUUGUGGUUGGCUCAUUUUGGGUCCAUAUCAUAUGAAGUUUCGCUCACUGGCCAGCACAUCGGAGUGCUUGUUCUCACUCAUUAAUGGAGAUGACAUGUUUGCCACUUUCUCCAUUAUGUCAAGCAAGUCUUCCAUGCUCUGGUGGUACAGUAGGAUAUACCUGUAUGGCUUUAUCAGUCUCUAUAUAUAUGUGGUCCUAAGUUUGUUUAUCUCUGUCAUCAUGGAUGCCUACGAAACAAUAAAGCUUUAUUAUAAAACAGGGUUUCCCAAGAGUGAUGUCCAGAUAUUUAUAUCGUCUUGUAAUGAUGAUAAAUCAACAGAGUCUUUUCAAUCAGAAUAUGGUUCAUCUUUUGAAGGUUUUGUUAAAAAGUUAUGUUGUUGCAGACAGUUCAGUGUUGCCACAGUGCAGCCUUUGUGCCCAGCUGAUCCAGCUGCUCAGUCUUGGAAGUUACUUGCAACCUCAUCACAUCAAACUGGUGAUGCUAUAUGCGUAUAAAUGAGAGAAAAUAUCAAUGAACAUAAUGGACAUGAAUUGUCUUGUACCUGUGUAUGUUAGAAGAUAACAGUUUCCAUCUUGGUAUAAAAUUUAUUGUUAUUAGCUUAGAUAUAUGAUCAAGAACAAAUAUUUUACGUACAUGUAUGAAAUUUAUUAGAAAAUGGUCAUAGUCAUAUUUCAGACGAUCUUUUCAAUUAAUUUAUGUUCUCUAUUUUAAUAAAAAUGCUGUAGUUAUUUGUUUACUGUAAAAUAAUUGAAUUGUGGAUGUAAUUUCGGUAAUAGAAAAUGUAAUUUGUAGCAUAAUUGAAGGUAUGUAUUUCUAUCAUGUAUAAGCUCAUCAAUGAUCAAAUUUUAUAGCUGUUAUUGUGUACAUAUAGUGUGUGUUUGUAUAAAGAUGAAAUUAUUUAAAUAUUUUAUAUAACUAUGCCUUUUAUAGUUUGUAUUUUUUUUUUUACUCUUGCUGUGACCAAGCUGUUUCAGUUAAGAACAGAGCCAAUAUAAAUGCUCCUUACAUAAAAGCUGCUAGCAGGGUGUCAUGUUCCUGGAUUGUGUGUCCAUCUAAUAGGCAUGUCAUGUAGUGUCUAUGUGUGUUUGAUGAGUGGUUGGCACAUUACAUUGCUGAACACCCAAUCAUUGUGCUUCAUGAAAGAAACUAUUAAUAUGAUGUCAUUUCACUUGCUCACCUUCACUCAUAGCUUGUUCAUAGCUAGAGGGGACAAACAGUUAAGUUACAAAAAAAAAUAAUAAUUUUUAAAAUACUGUAAUAUGUGUACAGUUUGUUGAAGUGCUAAAAUUGUUAAAAAUUUAUAAUGUUUAAUUAGUUUUUUUUUAUUAUGAAUUAUGAGGUAAUUGUUUUAAAAUGAGGGAACAUAAAUGAAGUUAUGUUAUCUUAUAAUUAUUUGGAUUACAGUGCAUAUGAAAAAUAUGUCAUGGUUCUCAGCUCUUCUAAUUAUGUGUUAUAGCAGGAUAUAAAUAAAAGUUUAUAAAUCUGA